AUGCCUUUCCACGCAACAGUCCUCUACCCAAAUGACCCCGACACCAAGUUCGACCUGGAUUACUACCUCAAGACGCACAUGCCGCUCGUUGAGAAUGCCUUCAAGAAACACGGUCUCGUAAAAUGGGAGGUGCUCGAAUACAAGCCCGGUCCAGACGGCACGCCACCCAAGUUUGUUGUGGGAGGGACUUUGGUUUGGGAUAGUCCCGAGCAGAUGGGUGCGGCCAUGACCUCGGAAGACGCAAAGCCGGUCUUGGGAGAUAUCCCUAACUUCUGCAACAAACAGCCAAUCUUCCUCGGAGGCCCGCUCGUGGCGAAAUCUUCCUAUUAG
Molecule: messenger RNA, 330 nt
Organism: Fonsecaea nubica
Lineage: Eukaryota; Fungi; Ascomycota; Eurotiomycetes; Chaetothyriales; Herpotrichiellaceae
Exons: 1
Coding region: 1-330 (109 amino acids)
Molecular function (GO): oxidoreductase activity
Source: RefSeq, a predicted model, not a curated record